This is a messenger RNA of Acinonyx jubatus (cheetah), 11781 nucleotides long. It is a transcript of the gene ADRA1A, whose product is annotated as adrenoceptor alpha 1A. The coding region runs from base 991 to 1917 and encodes 308 amino acids. Gene Ontology annotation, cellular component: membrane. The record is from RefSeq and is a predicted model, not a curated record. Gene Ontology annotation, biological process: cell-cell signaling; regulation of vasoconstriction; positive regulation of cytosolic calcium ion concentration. Gene Ontology annotation, molecular function: alpha1-adrenergic receptor activity. The transcript is spliced from 3 exons. Lineage: Eukaryota; Metazoa; Chordata; Mammalia; Carnivora; Felidae.
UGUGUGACGUCAGCGAGAGCUAGCUGCAAAGUUCCUUGCCGUUCUUUGCUGAUGUCAGGGAGCUGAAAAUUAAAAGGGUGAACGUGGAGUUAUGGGUUGGCCGGGUUUUUUUCUUUUCCUAUUUUCACUCUUUAUUGUAAAUUCUGCAGGUAAAGCGAUAGUGAGCCGGGAGCUUAAAGACAUCUGUAGAGGAGGGGUGAGUCAGCGGGUGCAGAAGGACUAAGAAUUGGUUCCUUGGAGGGACGGUCGCCUCUUUCCCCAGAGAGGAGGCGGCGGGGCUGCUCCUGGGACCGAACCCCCGUCCUCUCCCCGCUCCAGGGUAACGCGGGGCCGACGACGCCCCGCAGCCGCCUCGGUCUUGGCCAGCGUUUCGCGUCCACUUCCCCCGGCCUGCGCGCGCAGAAGCUGGAUCUAGCACGAGUCCACCGCGCGCCGGUCGCACCGUGGGUAACUGCGGGCCGGGAGAAGCGCCCAGAUGCCGGCGGUCCCCGCCUUUGAGAGUCGACGGCACACCGGUACUUGAUUGUGGGUAGCGGGGAGGCUGGCGCUAAAUUGUUGAAUUCCCAGUUACGCGCAGAAUGCCCAAUCUUCUAAGCAGGAAGGAUCGGACAGUACGGAGAAGCGGGCUCCUGUAGUUCUGGGAUUGCAUUUUGCAACGUGUCUCCUCGAGCUUCGCGCCAAGCCUGGGGGAGGGAGGGAGUUGGGGCCGGAAGGCCAGCGCCGCGGGUGGAUAGGGUCCGCGGGUAGCCCCGCGUGUGCGUCCCUGGCCAUGUCGCCUUUAAUGCCCUGCCCUUUUGCGUGGCCUUCUGAGGGUUUCCAGGGCAGGCCGGGGUUGCUUCCCACCCACACGCCCUCUCUCACCCCCAGCUAACCCCAGCGGGCAAGGCUUCCCAGAGCCGAGACCUUUUGACUCUGCUCCCUCGCUCCCGCCUCCGCCCUCGCCCGGGGGUGGCUCCCGAGAGCCGGACCUCGCCGGCCCCGGCUGGGACCAUGGUGUUUCUCUCUGGGAAUGCCUCCGACAGUUCCAACUGCACCCAUCCGCAGGCACCAGUGAACAUAUCCAAGGCCAUUCUGCUCGGGGUGAUCUUGGGGGGCCUCAUCAUUUUCGGUGUGCUGGGCAACAUCCUAGUGAUCCUCUCCGUGGCCUGCCACCGGCAUCUGCACUCGGUCACUCACUACUACAUCGUCAACCUGGCGGUGGCCGACCUCCUCCUCACCUCCACGGUGCUGCCCUUCUCUGCCAUCUUUGAGAUCCUGGGCUACUGGGCCUUUGGCAGGGUUUUCUGCAAUAUCUGGGCGGCGGUGGACGUCCUGUGCUGCACCGCGUCCAUCAUGGGACUCUGCAUCAUCUCCAUCGACCGCUACAUCGGUGUGAGCUACCCGCUGCGCUACCCCACCAUCGUCACCCAGAAGAGGGGUCUCAUGGCCCUGCUCUGUGUCUGGGCGCUCUCCCUUGUCAUCUCCAUCGGGCCUCUGUUUGGCUGGAGGCAGCCGGCCCCUGAAGACGAGACCAUCUGCCAGAUCACCGAGGAGCCGGGCUACGUGCUCUUCUCGGCCCUGGGCUCCUUCUACGUGCCACUGACCAUCAUCCUGGUCAUGUACUGCCGGGUCUACGUGGUGGCCAAGAGGGAAAGCCGGGGCCUCAAGUCCGGCCUCAAGACUGACAAGUCGGACUCGGAGCAGGUGACGCUCCGCAUCCAUCGGAAAAAUGCCCCGGUAGGAGGCAGCGGGGUGUCCAGCGCCAAGAACAAGACGCACUUCUCCGUGAGGCUCCUCAAAUUUUCCCGGGAGAAGAAAGCGGCCAAAACACUGGGCAUCGUGGUCGGCUGCUUCGUCCUCUGCUGGCUGCCUUUUUUCCUAGUGAUGCCCAUUGGCCUCUCGUCUUCAUCAGCAGAACGACGGGAUCCACUUGGAUGAUUGUCUCGUAAGCUCUGAAUUGUAUGCUACAGGCCUAACCUGAGUCAGUCGUGAUCAGCUCGGAAGCCUCUGGGCCUAAGCGCAGUAGUAAGUGCUGAGUAAACAUCUGUGGAAGUAAAUGAAAGAGACCCAAAAUCCGGUUCAACAUGUGAGGUGAUAAAACUGUUUUCAACAUAGAGCGCAGAGAACCCGACCAACUGCACCACGUUUUGUAUGAAUAGCGGAGCCGAGGGCUUGGGGUUUCCCCCUGCCACAGACACUCGGAAGGAAGGUGGCAUCAGUGACUUUCAGCUGGGCCCAGUCUGCUUCUUCAGAUGUACAUGCAGGCAAAGACAGGCUUGGGCCUCCUGUCGUAAAACAUUUAAACAUAAAAGGAGAAAAUUCAGGGGUGCCUGGGUGGCUCAGUCGGUUGAGCGUCCAGCUGUUUGAUUUCGGCUCAGAUCGCAAUCUCACAGUUGUGAGAUCGAGCCCCCGCGUGGGGCUCCCUGCUGAGCCUGGAGCCUGCUUAGGAUUCUCUCUCUUCCUCUCUCUCUCUGCCCCUCCCUCACUGUCCCUCUCUCACAAUAAAUAAACGGUAAAAAAAAAAACAAAAAAAAAAACAAACUUCAGGUAUCCGAAGUGCUCAAACGUGGUCUUGCAAACUUAAGUCUUCGUAUGUCUUUUGGUUCCAGAAAACAAAACAUGGUGUGAAACAUCUGUAUGAUGGAAUGCCUGUCCUGGUUUGUACUCAGUUUCUUGGCUUCCCUCUCCACAGUCCUGAGAAACAGGAGUCUUGUGAUCAGUGUAGACAGCCAACUGGGACAACUCAAGCCAAAAAAAAAAGAAAAAAAAGAAAGAAAAUCGAAACGUCCUUAUUGUAUGUUGUAGUGCUUCCAGUAACUUAAAGAUGAUUUUAUUUCCCCUGUCCUCUGAGUUGCCCUGACAGAGACUAAGGUAUUGUGUUAGAAUAGGGAUCAAAGCCAGCAAAGGUGGGAGCACUCUGAGCCAGAAAUACAUCUUCUUCAGACACGUAAGCUUUUUUUUUGUUUUUAAUUUUUUUAAUGUUUCUUUAUUUUUGAGAGAGAGAGAGAUAGGCGUGAGUGGUGGAGGGGCAGAGAGAUGGAGACACAGAAUCCGAAGCAGGCUCCAGGCUCUGAGCCAUCAGCACAGAGCCCCACGCUGGGCUCGAACUUGCAAGCCGUUUGAUCAUGACCUGAGCAAAGUCAGACGCUCAACCGACUGAGCCCCCACAUAAGUUAGCUUCUUGAAAUGGGCAUCAGAACAGCCAAUGCAAAAUUGUUUCAUAAAGCAAACCUUUUUUUAUCCCGUCCUAGCAAACAUCCUCACUGUGGAUAUCAGUCAGCCCUCACUCAGGCUGUCUAGUUGAGUGCCCAAUGGCUAUUGUAGACUUUAAUGUGACUCUCACUGCUCUUUUUAACUGUGUUUUUUUCAUGUAGCUUCUGUACCUCACCUGAAGCUAUUUUAAUACGAUAGAGUCAGUAUGGAGGAAAAAUAAAUCAAAAAUCUUUUCCGAGGGGCUUUUUGAAAAGAUGCAGGCAGACGCCUGGUAGUGGAAGGUGAACUCUGUGCGCUUUUUCUCUAUUUACAAAGACAAGUAAUUUCCAGCAUGUAUGUGCUAAGCCAUUUUACACAUAUACCUUUGUUCCAUCAUCACAGUCCCGUUAGCAUCCCAAAGUCAAGGCCCAUUACCCAUUUGGGGAGUGGCAGGGCUGGGUUGGAGGCUAGGACCCUGUGAUUCUGGCACCCAGGCCUUCCCCCUGCCCCACGCUGCCUUCCUGAGCUGGAGCAUUGCGCUCCUGAAGCUCUCUAGAACUCCAUUUAACUGCAUGAACCCCGCGGUGACGUGAGCACUUAGCUUUGCUGUCACUCACCCCAAGCACACCGCUGACCCCUCCUGCAGAAGACAGAGAAACACAUCCCCUUCUGAAUAAUAAGCAGAGAUUUGGUUCAAAAUUUCCUGAAAUCUUCGUAGCUUAACUUACAAACUUGGGAUGCCAGAGGCUGCUUAUUUGCUCCUACAUAACGUACCGCACCUGCAGUUUGGAAGCGCAGCUAGGAGGUGAGUAAGGCCACCUUGGUUGUGGCCAUGGAGCCUAACUAAUUUGUUACACUUCUUGAAGAGUUUAAUGAGAGUUUUUAGUGACACUGCUGUGGUUUGAGAUUUGCUAUUGUUUUUGAAAAUUAUGGAUCAUUUGAAGUUUUUCUCUCAACACAGUGAGGCAGUGUAGGAACAAUACCAUUAGCCCAAGGGCGCUGGACAAUUUGGAGUGGGGAGCUUUCUUCAAGAAUAUAUGGGGUAAAGAAAGGCAAAAAGGGACUUUGGCAGUAUUCGCGCAUAAAGUGUUUUUGGCCAGCCAGGGCCAUGGGAUAAACUCAUCAAAUGGAUCAGCUUGUCGUUUAUCACCACGUACACGGCUCCCCUGGGGGAUGGAAAGAACCCGCGAUCAGGAAUCAGGACACUUUAGGUGAGUUCCAGCUUCAUCACUUACCACGGUGGGCACAUCGCUGAAAGUGUCUACGAGGAAUUGCAUCACUCGCCUGACAAAUGGGGUUUGUUUAAGAGUUGCCCCAAUUAGGCACCCAGGUGUCUCAGUUAGUUAAGCAUCCAACUUCGGCUCAGGUCAUGAUCUCACGGUUUGCGAGUUCAAGCCCCGAGUCAGGCUCUGUCCUGACGGCUCGGAGCCUGGAGCCUGCUUCGGCUUGUGUCUCCUUCUCUCUGCCCCUCCCCCACUCGUGCUCUGUCUCUCUCUCUCUCUCUCUGUCUCUCAAAAAUAAAUAAAUGUAAAAAAAAAAACCAAAACUUAAGAAGUUGCCCCAGUUAUUCCUCAGAAUGAUGCUGGAGAGUCCUUUGAGGGAGAGGAUUUGAGUGCUAUCGAAAGUAAAGGGUUGUAAAAGUAGAAGAUGGUCUUGUGGCACGGGCCACAGGGUGUGAAGAAUCCUUAGCUACAGUGGCAGCCGGUUUGUUGAUGACGAGGUUAGGACAGUACAGUCAGUGGCAGGUGGCCUGGUACUGAUGGUUUGUCACUGGCCUGUGAAAAGAGUGUUUAGAGGCAUUUGGAGCCAUAUAACAGAGGAAUUUUAUGUCGGUUGAAUAUAAUAAAAAUUUGGGCUUGUAUUUGCUUGGCAUUUUUUCUUUUCUUUUUUUUUUUUUUUGGUUAUUUAUUCCUCUUGCAUUUAAAAAAAGUGCUCGUACACGAUGCGUUUGGAAAAAAAACUAGCCCUUCACACAAAUGACUUGAGAAGCUCUGGUAUGCGAGGCAUCGAAAGUCCAGGAGACAAGUGAAAAAUUAAAGUAAGAGUCUGCAUAUUUUAUUCAUCCAGUGAAAGGCCAACAGGAAGCUGGAAAACAGAAGGGCUGGUUCCAACUGGAUGGGUCACUUCUCUCCCAGAUGUUUGGUGUCCUGGAGGGACAACCAGAGGACAUGUUCUGACCUUGGAGACUGACUCAGCAUCAUCAAAAGGAACAAAGGUCCAAAGCUUAGGGCUACAACUGCUUUUCCUAAGAUGGUGUUGAGGACCAGGGGGGCUGAUGGCUCCUUUGCUGGGCUGGGAGGACCUGGGAGAAGAUGGCCAUGAUGCGAAAUACCACCUACAAGAGUCCAUGGUCAGCUGAGAAAAGACAGGAUGCUAAUUUCCGUGCCCGGAGGGAUCAGAAGUAGCUGAAUGAUCAAUCAGCAGGCAGCCUUUCCGUUUUGGUAUCAAUAUUUUAUAAAUUACUGUCAUUUUAAGAGUAUCUUAAAAUCUAAUAGGACAGCCCCCAUUUCGUUUAGGAUUUUCAUCCAUAUUUAUUCCUCUAGAUGAAAUUUAGAAUUGUCUAGUGCCAAAUAAACUGUUAGUUGGAAUUCUGUUAACUUACAUAUUCAAAUGAAUGGAAUUGCUAUCUUUGCAACAUGAAAACUUUCCAACCCGCUUCAUUGAAGGCAGUUAGUUUUCUGUUAGCUUUCUCUUUGUUUAUUCUAUCCAUCUCCAGUUAAAUGUAAACCUAAGUGUUUUAUAUUUUUAUUGUUCCUGUGAUGGAAUCUUGUCCCCCAUCACAUUCCAAUAGUUCUAAUUAUCGCUAGUAUAAAAGAAAACUAUAGAUUUCUAAUAUAGUUAACGUUCAACCAGCUUCCUCCUUGCUUUCCUAUUAUAGUACUAGGAGGUCUUUUUCCAGCUAAUUCUUUUGGGAUAUCCAGAUAUACAAAAAUCAUCUACAUUUACUAACUCUCGUCCUCCUUUCCAACAUGUGUAACUUACCUUUUUCUUGGCUAAUUACAUUAUUCUUUCCAGAACAAUGUUAACUAAAUGAGGAUAUCCUGUUGCAAGAGGACGGGCUGCUGGAUCUUUCUUUCCAUAUCAGUAGAAACACAGAACUUUGAAGCUUUGCUUCAGCCUCAUUUUCCUCUCUGUUGUUCUCCUAACACUUGUUGAUAGAAAUGAAAUCUUUCAGAUGAUUGCAGAAGGUAAUCUUGGGAGAAAUAUGCACACAGAAUGCGUUGUCUCCACUUUGCCUUAGUAAUAUGGUGCAAGAAGGAGAAGAUGAUAUUGAAGGGCUCAUUACGUGUCCAAUUUUGAAGUUCCUGCAUUUUUUAUAGCAUCUUAAUUGGCCUCAAGGGGUGCCUGAGUCACCACUGGGCUUCCUAGUUAGGGCUGGGUUGGAACAAUUGCUUCAAGUUUACAGCCCCCUAUGUAGCUCAGCCCUCCUGUCCUUCUGAGGGCUUUCCUUUGUGUUUUAUGCUUGAUUUCAAGGUACCCAACCCUGACAAGCAAAAGGGAGACAAAAUUUAUCCCUUGGUUCUAUUUCCAACCCAUUCAAAAAUAGAAGGCAGUCAGAGUUCUCAGGAGCGGACAUUAGUUCAGCCGGGAGCUUGGCGCCUGGUUUCCAUUGUAACGACGUCAGGGAAAUCAUCAGGCAGUAUUACCACCAGAAUUGCCCAGGCUGGGAGUCUACUCCACAGCCCCUUGGUAUGGAGGCUGGCUUGGCUUCAGAACUGUCCGUGUGAGGAAUAAAUUUAAAAUUUGAGAAUCGAAGAGGCCUCUCUUCUCUUUACUCUUUUUCUUUGUGCAUCUGCGCGCACGGUAUCCAUAAUUUCACAGACUCAGGCAUGUGAUGAUGCCCCCUGCAGUGGCUGCUGUGCCUGGCCAUCGGGCCCCUCCCCUCCAGGACUAAAGCGCCAUCCCUGUGCUGGAUGGUUGACUCGGGCUCCCCGUCCGUCCGGGUGCUCUCCCUCUUCUGAUGGGAGCCGCCUCCUUCCCAGGAGCAGCCUGAGUCCAAUGCCUGGUCUUUAUCCUAAUUCGGGAUAACUGUCCAGAGCACUACCAGCUCCACGGGGAUUGGCAGAGAUCCAGCUUACGUCUCUCCCCAACAGGUAUGAUCUUGACGGCACGUCCCCAAAAGUCAAUCCGCUUCUCUGACUUACACCACAUGCUUGAAUGGUUAGUGCCAGCCUUUCCUUUUAUUCUUUUUUGGAGGGGCCAGAGGGAGGCACAGUUCCUUCCCAUCUCUUGUCCUGUACACUAACGUCAGCCUCACCGACUUCUUCCAAGAAACCACGUGCUCACAACGUGUUUUGUGUCUGUGCUUUUCCUCUGCUCAUUUAGUUCUGUAUGGAAGCCAUCUGGGGUCUGUCACGUUCAUUGGCUCCUCUGUCAAUGGGUGCUCCCCUGGUUUCCAGACUUUUGCCUCCCAACAGCGCGCAUGGCUUACAGAGGUGCUUCUGUAUGUGAGUGCUGCUGCUUCCGUGAGAUGGGCUCCUGAAAGGAGGUCUGCUCGUGGAAAGGGUAUGCUUGCGUUCGAUUUUAAAUCAUGUUGCAGACAAUCUUCUUAAGACUCUCUUCCACCAUUUCACCAGCAAUGUAGGAGAGUCACCCACUGCUUGUCUUCCCACCUUGAGCAUCCCAUCGGAGGAUCAAAAGCCUCAUCUUUGUUCAGGUCUUUGUCAUUUCUCGCUGCAGACGGAAGCUUGCUCCCAUCCCUUUUGAAAGGAAAGAGAGUUUGGUGAAGGAAAGACAAGGCCAAUGGGCUUGAGAAAGUCCCUGGGCUUCCAGCUGGCUGUUUCCUCUAAAUGGGUGAGAGAUACGGAGUGGAGACCAGGAGGACCUCCCCUCGUGCUCCAGCCUGCCUGCCCAGAGUCCGGUCUGCACCGGGCACAGGGGUCCCGAUGCAGGGGCUCCUCCCUGGAGAGGCAGGGAUGGGCAUGGGAAGGAGCUGCAUUCGGUGUGUUCCUCACCCUUCUGGGCCCGAAGGGGUCCUCAGCCACUUCCCUUUGAGUGGAAUUACAUGCUUCUUGUCCCUAAAAAACAAACAGGGAGGGAACUGGCAUGUUGAUGAUGUGCCCAGGCUACAAAGGGGGAAGGUCGAUGUGACUACUCUGAAAUUAAGGGAAAUCUGUUUAAGUUGUUUGGACACACAGAUAUACCUCCUCCAGUGGCCAACACAGCGGAUGUGAACGGACAGCUCUGUGACCUGCACACCCUUCCCAACCUGGCCAUGAUCGGUGAUGAGGGUGUUUUGGGGUGGGGGGGGCGGCGCUCAUUCCCAGGCGAGUGUGUCUCUGCCUGCCAUGUCGGGUACUGGGCACAGAACAUUGCAGAUUCUGUCUCUUUCUGCCCCCAUAUCAUCUACAUCUCUCUUCUCGGUGUGUGAAAUUAAGCCGACCCUAUAUUGUCGUUAUUGUGACAUGGAAUCAUUAUCCCUUAAUAAGCGUUUCAUAACUCCAUCUAUUUUUGCCAAUUGUUUCAAAUCUUUCUUAUUAGCUAUGUUAGGCAUGCUAUUAUCUUAAUCUUCUUAACGUCCAUGUGAGAGUUUGACAAGUCAGCAGGGGUUCUUGCUGCAGCUGCCAAGGAUACAUGAUUAGGUACCCACGCUCCAGAGCCCCACGGUCUCCCCGCCCCACUGACCCUUCUCCUGAGCACGUUUCUUUUUAAAAGACUUCAGUCCCCUGAAGUCCAGAAAGUAACAUGCAUCAGUGAGACUCAUAUGAAGACCAAUAUCUUGGGCUUUCGUCAAAUUCUUUAGCAUUGUGAACAUAAGUAAGAAGAGAGAGAAAAAAAAUGUGUGUGCGUGUACGUGAGAAAAAGAGAAAAGAGAGAAAGAGGCAGAGAGAUGGAGAGAGAGAGAGACCCCAGUUGACCCCAUCUGGGAAGACACUGUAAUAGCCCGGGUCAGCUCGAGAGGCUAAAGAAUCAUAUUUUAAUAUUCCGAAGGAGUUACCACAAGGUCAAGAGGGAGUAGUUGACGCUGGGGCAGAAGUUGGACUGUUCUUUUCCUAGGAUCAUUUCAGGGUAAGAAAUAAUUGGGGUUUUGGCAGUUGAGAUGAUUGUGGGCAGAACAGCUUAUUUUUCUGUUAAUUCCUUAAGUAAACCAUCAUCUCUGCAAGCUCUUGCCAUAGCCACACUGAUAGGAUUUGACUGCGCUGUCCCCUCCCCAACCCCCAGGCAAACCAUCUCUGGUUUUACCUUUGGUCAACUCUUCCCCUCUUUGCAUUAAAAGAAUAUUGUCUGGCUGUACAACCUCAGCCUUUCAUGGCCAUUUCCCUGUGGUUCCAGAUGUGUGUCAUCCUCACACUCAAGAACAGGGAGUCCUGAUGAUUAAGUUUGGGGUUCUGGAGACAGCAGAAGAAAGCCAGGCUCAGAACCAGAUUGACAAGAAUGAGAUCAUAGCAUCAUAAUUUCACAGCCAAGUUCCUCCACGUCCUCCCCUUUCUUUGAAAGAAAAGGGUGCACGGCUUCUUCCAAGGUUCGAGGGUGGGUGCAGACAGAAUAGGUCACGAAGCUCCUUUUGGUAAGAGUGGUCUUGGGUGUCAACCUGUUCUUCUGCCUCCCCACAAGGAACCAGUGGGUCCAAGAGCAGCCUGUUGCCGUCUGGCAGGGACACUCUGGGUGGGAGGUGCUAAAAUGGUGGUUUCUCAGGGCACCUGGGUGGCUCGGUCGGUUAAGUGUCCGACUUCGGCUCCAGUCAUGAUCUCACCAACCAUGGGUUCAAGCCCCGCAUCGGGCUCUGUGCUGACGGCCCAGAGCCUGGACCCUGCUUCGGAUUCUGUGUCUCCCUCUCUCUGCCCCUCCCCUACUAGCGCUCUGUCCUCUCUCUCUCUCUGUCUCAAAAAUAAAUAAACAUUACAAAAAUAAAAAAAUAAAUAAAGUGGUGCUUCUCAAACUUUGGUGAGCAUGAGGAAGACCCAGGAGGCUUAUUAAUCUUACAGCUCCCUAGGCAAACCCCAGAAACGCUGCCUCGUGUAUGCUGUAGUGGGUCCUUGUGUCUCUGAUGCAGGUUGUUGAAUGGAGUCUAGCAGAGGCACGUUCUCACACACACCUGCUGCUGUCUUCGGGUUUACAAUACCCCCAUCUCCCCUCGGUAGUUAGGGAUGCAGAGGCACUACGUCCCUAAUGAAUCUGCCUGCACUCAGCUUGCCUGCUCCUUGGAUAAUUUUUUCAGAUCUGUAGAAACUUACCAGGUGCGCACAGAGCUGUCUCUAAGGCGGAUGGUGGGGUAUGGAAUUACUGAUCUUUUUCUAGGUUUUCACUUUUCAUUGGGCUGUUCCUCUGACUCUCAUUGCUGCCUCUUUGCCUGUGUUCAUAAUAAACUCCAAAUGCAAGCUGCAUGUGUUCACAAGUGGCGUCAAGGGUCAUUGUGACUUGUAGCUGCAUUCCUUUGACAUGUGAUUAAGCAUCUUAUCAUAUUGCCUAUUGUUCUCUGCUUGUUGUUUUCUCCCUCCAUUUAUUGAACCACCCAUCUUUCCCUUGCCAUUUUUUCUUAACCGGUGAAAUUUAUAACACAAUUGUAAGUACCAAGGAAAAUUCCAUUCGAAUUAUUUCAGAUUUAUUAAAAAUACAGGAUGAAUUGAAAUCUUCGCGGUAGUGGUUGCAUGCUUUAAGGAGCCUGCAUAUAUUUUCAUUUUCUCAUUUUUUCCAAUGCUCUUUGGGACCCGUCUUAUCUUCCUGUUAUUCCGUUUCCAGGCGGCUCUGCAUUAUGGAUACUACUAGAAGCCAUUUGAAUUUGCCUUGUUUUGUGGUCAUUUUUUGCUGGCCCUCUAUUUCUGCCUCUUUUCGUAUGGUCUUGAAUCCAGCAGGGUUUAUCCAGACUCUGGCUUUGCCAGCAAAUAAGGCAGACAUGCUAUGCUGCAGGUUGCUCUGUGGCUCUGUGUGAGUGAUGGUGCAGUCCCUGGCUCAGGUGACAGCUAGAAGCCUCCUAAAUUGUGUUUCCCAGCUUCCAGCAGUCGCUUAGGUAGUGUCCCUCUGCUGUACUGGGAUGUGAUGCUUUUGCAAAAUUAUGCACCAGACGCUCUGAACUUGACAUGUGCUACCUCAUGCAUACAACCCUACAAGGUAGCUACUGUGUUAUUAUGCAGAUUAUAAGGGAAGAAAAAAAGGAAUCCCAGGACAAAGUGAUGUAACUCAUGGAGCUGUACGUGGCAAAGACAGGACUGGAAUCAGGUCCUGGAUUCUCACCCAGAUCGUCCUGCAGGUGGUUGUGACACGUCCCUAGCAGAUGGCUCGCUAGGUGAUAGGCCUGAUUGCUGUUUUCAGGGUUUAGGUCAGGGUCGGGUGAAUAUUAGGCCACUAACCACCGAGACUUGAAAGAAUUGGAAUUCACACCCUACGACUUCAUUUAGUAGACAGCUCUACGGGGAGUGUAGUUACUCUGAAACCAAGAGGAUUUCAUCAAAUUGUGGCAAUGCCGGUAUCACAGAAAAAAAAAUAUAUGUAUAUAAUAUUUAUAUAUUAUAAAAUAUAAAUAACACAGCCCUCGGCAUCUCAGACCUUUUGCCCCCAGCCUUGGGUUCUUAAAUCCUCCCUCCUUUCUUCAGCCAAUGGAACCUGCUUUUUGGAGACUAGAAGCACAUUUUAGGUAAUGGUGCUAAUGACUGAUGAGGACUUUCCUGUUGU